GAGGAUUUGAGAUGAGAUGCAAGUGUGUGGAUGUGAGGUUGCUGUGUAUAUAUGUGCUUUUAAACCUGUGGGUAUUCAGCUAGCCGAGCACCAUCCAACACUGCACUUCGGACCAGAAAAGGCGGCCGCGUUCUCUUCUGCGGUCCGGCCACAAACAACGGCAACAAUGGCCUCAAUGCGUCCAAGGCGACUCGGGAAACCCACCACGCUUAUAUUUCCGACAUUAUUGCUGCUUUCUUUGGGUGCUAUCAAAAUCAGCUCUGCACCGCUCCCUGACAACAGCACAGAUGUGCUCUGGCUGGAGGCUUUCAAGCAUGAGAUCAUUUCCGAUCCCUCUGGAUGGUUGAGCUCUUGGAACUCCAGCUCCAGCCACUGCCUGUGGCCGGGAGUCAAGUGCAGCCCAACACAUCCAGGGCGCGUGGUGGCGCUUCAACUCUUUGGUCUGAACCUGGCUGGCCAGAUAAGCUCCUCCAUUGGGAACCUUACGUUCCUCACAACUUUGAACCUAUCCACAAAUGGUUUCUCUGGCCAGUUACCUCCUCUGGACCAUCUGCAGAAACUCCAAGUCCUGGAUCUGAGCAUGAACCAGCUGCAUGGGAGCAUCCCAUAUGCAAUUAGCAACUGCUCCAACUUAAGGAAAGUAGACCUCGCUAAAAACUUCCUAAUAGGUGAAAUUCCUCCAAAAGUAGGACUCCUCCCCAACCUCUCAGUUUUGCGCCUUUCUUUCAACAACCUCACAGGAGCCAUCCCGCCAAUCCUCGCCAACAUAACUAGCAUGGAAAAACUUAUCCUUUCCUACAAUAGUCUAACUGGGAGUAUUCCUCAUGAGUUUGGGAAACUGACAAAUAUGUCGAGGUUGAGCCUGGGAGGAAAUAGGUUGUCAGGUGGAUUCCCACAGUGUCUCUUCAAUAUUUCUAAAUCUCUUCAAAUAUUAGGCUUGGAGUCGAAUAUGCUAAGCAACAAACUACCAUCUAACAUAGGAGAUGAUCUACCAAAUCUCCAAGUGCUUUAUUUGAAUCACAACAUGUUUGAAGGUCAAAUACCGGCUUCACUAGGAAAUGCUUUAGGGCUGGAAAGGUUAGAAUUAGGAACCAACUAUUUAACUGGCGAAAUUACCAGCUCUUUAGGGAAACUUUCAAACCUUUAUUAUUUAAACCUUCAGCAAAACAAUCUUGAAGCUGUUGACAAACAGAGCUGGGAAUUCUUCAAUGGGUUAACAAACUGUACCAGUCUUGAAGUGUUGUCAUUGGCUGGCAAUCAGCUACAGGGAACUAUACCCAAUACGAUAGGUAACUUCUCUAGUAGCCUCACUGAAAUAUAUCUUGGUGGAAACAAGCUUUCAGGCAUGGUUCGGACAAGUGUAGGGAACCUUGGGAGCUUAUAUUUUCUAGGACUUGAAUAUAACAAUUUAACGGGUACGAUUGAAGAAUGGACCGGGAAGCUAACAAAGUUACAAGGUCUUAAUCUCCAAGUGAACAGCUUCAUUGGGUCGUUACCAUCAUCCCUUGGCCAGCUUACUCAGUUGACAGAACUCAAUCUAGGAAACAAUAUAUUUGAAGGCCCUAUACCACCCACCUUAGGGAACUUGCAACAACUCUCGCUUUUGAACCUUAAUCAGAACAACCUUCAGGCUAACAUACCUACUCAGAUUGGGAGCCUUACAACACUCGUUAGUCUAGAUCUUUCAUCAAACAAGCUUACCGGGAAAAUUCCUGAUACUCUGUCCAAAUGUCAAAACAUACAAACCAUGCAAAUGGCCCAAAACCUUCUUGUAGGGACCAUUCCCAUAUCUUUCCGCAUGCUACAGAGCCUGAGCAUGCUAAACCUUUCCCAUAACAGCUUGUCAGGAGCCAUCCCGGUAUCACUAAAUGAGCUACAGCUCAGCGAGCUAGAUCUUUCAUACAAUCAUCUUGAAGGAGAAAUACCAAGAAAUGGAGUAUUUGAAAAUGCCGCAUCUACUUAUCUCGGUGGCAAUUGGGGACUCUGUGGAGGAGUAGCGAGUCUCCACAUGCCCUUGUGUCAUGCUGUUUCCCGGAGAUCAGAAAUAGAGUACUAUUUGAUUAGAGCUUUGAUUCCAUUAUUUGGCUUCAUGUCAAUCACAAUGCUAGCUUAUAUUACAAUUUUCGGGAAGAAAAGAUCACAAAGGAGAAAAUUGCUUUUUCUCUCUUUUGGUAAGAAAUUCCCAAGAGUUUCUUACAAUGAUCUAAGUCGAGCAACGGGGAACUUCUCAGAGGCAAACCUCAUCGGAAGAGGAAGCUAUGGUUCAGUGUACAGAGGAAAGUUAACUCAGUCAAAGAUACAAGUAGCUAUCAAGGUUUUUGACCUCAGUUUGAAAUGUGCAGAUAGAAGUUUUGUAACUGAAUGUGAUGUUUUGAGAAGCAUCCGACAUCGAAGCCUUCUACCAAUCUUAACAGCAUGUUCGACAAUAGACAAUAACAGUGAAGCUUUCAAAGCUCUAAUCUAUGAAUUCAUGCCUAAAGGGAAUCUGGACACAUGGUUGCAUCACAAGAUUUCGGAUAGAUCUCCGAAAUGUUUGAGCUUAGCUCAAAGAGCAACUGUAGUUGUUUGCGUAGCUGACGCAUUGGCUUAUUUACACUACGACUGUGAAAGGCAAAUUGUACAUUGUGAUGUGAAGCCAACAAAUAUCCUUCUUGACGAUGAUAUGAAUGCUUAUCUUGGAGACUUCGGCAUUGCAAGCCUAGUUGGACAUUCAAGUUCAAAUACCUCGGUCGGACUGAAGGGAACUAUAGGGUAUAUUGCUCCUGAGUAUGCCCAAAGUGGCCAAGCUUCAGUCCAUGGCGACGUUUACAGCUUCGGAAUAGUACUCCUAGAGGUGUUGAUUGGCUUGCUUACUCCAAUGAACCAUCACUUUUUUUACAAUUUUACUACACAUAAAAGGUGGGCUUGCUUACUCUUACUACUCUUGGGCCUCGCAGCCUACUCCAGCGGACCAUCACUUUUUUUACAAUUUUACUACACAUAAAAGGUGGGCUUGCUUACUCUUACUACUCUUGGGCCUCGCAGCCUACUCCAGCGGACCAUCACUUUUUUUACAAUUUUACUACACAUAAAAGGUGGGCUUGCUUACUCUUACUACUCUUGGGCCUCGCAGCCUACUCCAAUGAACCAUCACUUUUUUUACAAUUUUACUACACAUAAAAGGUGGGCUUGCUUACUCUUACUACUCUUGGGCCUCGCAGCCUACUCCAAUGAACCAUCACUUUUUUUACAAUUUUACUACACAUAAAAGGUGGGCUUGCUUACUCUUACUACUCUUGGGCCUCGCAGCCUACUCCAAUGAACCAUCACUUUUUUUACAAUUUUACUACACAUAAAAGGUGGGCUUGCUUACUCUUA
This is a messenger RNA of Hordeum vulgare subsp. vulgare (domesticated barley), 3357 nucleotides long. Its product is annotated as receptor kinase-like protein Xa21. Gene Ontology annotation, molecular function: protein kinase activity; protein binding; ATP binding. The coding region runs from base 17 to 2983 and encodes 988 amino acids. Gene Ontology annotation, biological process: protein phosphorylation. The transcript is spliced from 3 exons. The record is from RefSeq and is a predicted model, not a curated record. NCBI's taxonomy places the organism in Eukaryota, Viridiplantae, Streptophyta, Magnoliopsida, Poales, Poaceae.